ACGUCCACCCGCGUCCAUCCAUCCUUAUAUACGCCGGCGGCCAACUGCGGCAAAUGCCUCCAGCGCUACCCACGCCGGAGGAGCACAAAAGUAUCUCGUCAGCUCAACCUCCACACUUGCAACGAGCUGCAACAAUCAAGGGCGAUGGUCACGCUCUCCUCCUGCAGCCGCCUGAGCGGCGCCGGCGCCGGGGCCGCCUUCCGCCGUCCGGCCCGCGCAGGAGUCGUCGUCGUCACCUGCCGGGGCUCGUCCACGAGCGUUCGCGCCGCCGCGGCCGCCACUGCCACGGCGACGCCGGCUGCGGUAGAGGAGCAGAAGGAGGUCGUCUCGCUGCCGACGUGGGCGGAGUUCGAGCUCGGGAGGGCGCCGGUGUACUGGAAGACCAGCAACGGGCUCCCUCCCUCCCCUGGCGAGGCGCUGACCCUUUUCUACAACCCGGCGUUGACGAAGCUGAGGCCCAACGAGGGGUUCGGCGUCGCGUUCAACGGCGGCUUCAACCAGCCGAUCAUGUGCGGCGGCAAGCCGAGGCAGAUGUCGCUGCAGGUCAGGGGGAAGGCGGACCCACCGAUCUACACCAUCAGGAUACGCGUGCCGCAGCAUGCCGUGAGCCUCAUCUUCUCCUUCACCAACGGGGCCGAGUGGGACGGGCCGUACACCCUCAAGUUCAGGGUCCCCAAGCCCUGGCAGAACAAGCCGCUGAGCUUCUUCAAUGAGGGCCUGGCAGACGAGCUGAAUAGGGAGGGCGCCUGCGACAGGGCCAUCUACCCGGACGAGAACAUCGUCAUCACCAGCUGCGCCAUGGACGGCUACUACGAAGAUGGGGGAGAUCGCUGCAAGCUGGACAUCGUGAGCGGAUGCAUGGACCCCAACUCGCACCUGUACGACCCGCUGGCGACCGUGGACGACGGCUCUUGCCCAAUGGAAUCCGAUUCCGAGGAAUGAAGGAGACUCAUUUGUAGAAACAGAGGAAAUGUGAAUGAUAAAAACAACGGUACAGUGCUUGCAUUGGGAAAUUGUGAGUCUGUGGUACAGAAAUAUGUAUUUGUGUAGUUAACCGGAAUAACAGCGCAUUGGUGAACAA
Molecule: messenger RNA, 1081 nt
Organism: Phragmites australis (common reed)
Lineage: Eukaryota; Viridiplantae; Streptophyta; Magnoliopsida; Poales; Poaceae
Product: protein POST-ILLUMINATION CHLOROPHYLL FLUORESCENCE INCREASE, chloroplastic-like
Exons: 6
Coding region: 145-942 (265 amino acids)
Biological process (GO): chlororespiration
Cellular component (GO): chloroplast stroma; thylakoid
Source: RefSeq, a predicted model, not a curated record